Messenger RNA from Racocetra persica, 609 nucleotides. NCBI's taxonomy places the organism in Eukaryota, Fungi, Glomeromycota, Glomeromycetes, Diversisporales, Gigasporaceae. The record is from the annotation of a GenBank genome assembly.
AUGACUCGUGCGGAGAAAGAUCCUAAAAUAACUCGUGCGGAGAAAGAUCCUAAAAUAACGAAGCAAAGAAAUGGAGUUAAAAAUUAUAUUAAUUUCAUAGAAAAUUCGCACCCUGGGAAACAAGCCUUUCCUGUUACAAGAGAUUACUUAAAUGAAUAUUUUACUUACAAAAUUGACGUAUGCAAAACGAAGACCAAAACCUUGACUCUUUAUUUAGCGAAUAUUAAAGCUCAUAAUAAAGCUCUUGGAUUUGGAUGGAAGCACAGUAUUUUUAAUGCAAUUGAAGAAAAAAUCAAAAUUCAAAAUAAAAUAGCUUCACCUUCUACGUUAAACGCUUCAUUUUAUGAAUUUGACCCUCAGUUAUCGCAACAAGUAUCUAUCUUACCUAUCUCUGAUAUUGCGGACACUUCGCAGCUUGAACAAUCUUAUGAUUCGGGUUUCACUGAUGUUCUCCAUCCUAGUUUUUUCAUUAUUUCUCCCCAAAAUGACAUAUGUUCUUUCAAUAAUGUGCAAACCACGUUACUGAAUAAUAAUUCUUAUGAUCAGAGUUUUUUUGGUACUCAUUUCCCACAGGUGUGCCAUCAAUUUGAUGCGCAAAAUAAUGCGUAA